Asterias rubens (European starfish) is the source of this 23281-nucleotide messenger RNA. RefSeq lists its product as uncharacterized. Gene Ontology annotation, biological process: lipid transport. The record is from RefSeq and is a predicted model, not a curated record. NCBI's taxonomy places the organism in Eukaryota, Metazoa, Echinodermata, Asteroidea, Forcipulatida, Asteriidae. The transcript is spliced from 133 exons. Gene Ontology annotation, molecular function: calcium ion binding; lipid carrier activity; protein binding. The coding region runs from base 179 to 22924 and encodes 7581 amino acids.
ACAGUCAAGCCUGGAGCCAUUGUGGUAGACGGCAACUCUUGAUUUUGAAAGUUGGAAACCAUCAUCAAAACGCCAGAGUUUGGACUGUUUGACGUGUAUCAGAAUCGCAAGGUCAAAGAUAGUGACAGACAUUUGAUCAGCCCAUCACAGGCCAAGUGCUGGCCAAGCAGCCAGCAGUAUGACUUCUCCGUCAUACGGCAAGCUGUCCAACUGCACUUUGAUGAAGAUCUGGCUGGUCUUCAUCUUGAGCGUUGGAAUAUUCACCCUGGAACCGGGGCUAGCCAGUUUCAUCCGGUUCAAGGCGGACACAGAAUACGUCUACAACUUCCAGUCAUCAACCGAACUGAAAACUUUUGAAAAACUCCUUGCCGAAUGUAAGAUUGGUUUUUUGGUGGUGAAAAGUCCUGAUACUGAAGUUGGAUUUCAACAAAUCUACCUACGCGUUCACUCGGGUGCCAUUACUAGCAGUAACAACAGAGUUCUUUUGAAAGAGGAGCACGACUAUGAUGGAUGGUUUUCAUUCGAAAUCAGCGAAAAUGGAACGAUUGGUCACGUGCGCUACCCGCGUGGUGAGAGUGAGCACGUGUUAGUUACCAAGAAGGGUAUGGCGAGCCUAUUGGCUGCAAAUCUGCAGCAUCCUCCCGAUGACGAGAAUGAUGGACCUGGUGAGUGGAGCUACGAUUGCAACGAGACGGGUCACGAGGGUCAUCAUGAAUCGUCAUACAAUGCCCGGAUGUCAACGGGUAAUGAUGGCAUCAUCGUCUUCACCAAAACCAGACGAACACACCCGAUACAAUACGGGAAAUCCAAACAUCAAAAGGAGAUUCAUUACCACCCCGGUAUGAAGCUACCGACACUCGUCAAGAUUCUGGAUCACUACGAAGCACCAAGAGAAUCAACAAAAGAGUUUCACGAUCAAUUUAAAGAGAAUACAGUCGACGAAGGGUUCGACCUUCCAGCGAUGCAAACUGUUUCAGAUGGGCAGCUGACAUUCGUGCGUGAGAUAUACUCCCCUUCUCUGGCUCCGCCCACGAAUGGAGAUCUUGUGACUGAUACGAUUCACACAAAUAAGUUUCCAGACGGCCAUUCACUGAUUGAUGACAUUACAACACUGAAGGACAUGGUGUCUGGUAACUUGACUUGCAUGAGGAACGCGCCACUUGAAGGGUCACACGAGCGGAGUCAUUGCUACCAGGACCUCGUACACACCCUGAUGUAUAACAUCGAUGAACGGAAACUUGCUGAGAUUGUCAAACCUUUGUAUCAACUCCCACUCUCCAGACGCCAUCGUGACAAGGAAGACAGGCUCAAUAUGUUAGAUGCUGUAACCGCGUUGGAAACCGACUUCUCACAGUCUCUCCUGGCUGAUCUCAUCCUCCUGUCUCCAAAACCAAAUAAAGACCUUGUGGAGAGACUACUCAUUGCGUCUUCUGGAUUCACUCGAGCUAUAUCAAAGCAUUAUCUGGAAACCUUGGAAGAUAUUGUGUUCAACCCUCAACGUUUUCCAGAGCCAUUACGUCACUCAGAGACACAGCGAGUUGCUAUGAUGGUACUCGGUGCCUUAGCUGGUAACCUGUGGACUGCUGGAUACAAAUCCCAAGCCGAGGCGAUCGUUGUGAAGAUUGAGGACAAACUUGGUGUUCACGAUCCAUGGAGCUACAGUAAAACUGUUACAACUCUUUCCGAGGAUGAACUGGACGAACUCCAUCACAACACGGUAGCGUGUAUUGAAGCUCUCGGCAAUGCUGCCCUCCAUCGUUCCUUUGCUCACAUCCAAAGUUAUACCAACUCGUCCACCACCCAUCCUCUGCUGAAAAGAGCUGGUUUACACUCUAUGAGAGACUACCACCACGACAAGGCUGCAGGUAUCCUCCUCAAGUCAGCACUGGAUGAAGAUGAAGACGAACAUGUUCGAUAUGAGGCAUCAUUGCUUUACAAAGAUCAUCCAAACGGUGUCUACAAACAUGCCUCAAAGUUUGUCAAUCCAGAGGAAUACAUGGGCUCCACCAACUCGUCCGAGUUGAUGUCCACCGAGGGAGCGAGUUCCCCGUCCAGACGGCGAGUACGGCGUGGAUUCUGGGAGGGGUUGCAUUUUAAGUUGCCCAGCCCAGCAUUCCAGUGGAAGAAGCUUAUUGGGAGCCCUAAGACAGGUGCAUUGUUUGGUUUAACUAUCAGAAAUGAGCUCGACAUCAAAAUAGCUCCCCUCAGUGGCCAUCUUCGUUUAGACAUUCUGGACGAGACUUAUGCAACGGUGAUAGUUGGUCUUGUGGAUGAGAAACUGGAUAUCGCAAGAGCACGCUUCUGUUUCAACGGGCACAUUGAGUACAAUUUGAAUAUUCUACAGGAGUUUGGGGUUGAACGCAUCAAAGACCUAGUGAAACUCUAUGAUUUAAUCAUCGGGCAAGUUGUUGGAAACAUCGUGAGGGCGGUAGACAUCGUUGUUGACCUCUUCAAUGGAGAUACCAGUAUCAACAAACUUUUUGAUGACUUCGUUGAGGCACUUGAAAAUAUCCCGAGCCGCAUCAGUGGUAUGCGAUCGGUGGCUGCCAAUGCUGUUGCUAGACUCUCGCAGUUUGAUCCGGAUCAACUCCCGCCCUCAAUCCGUGGCGUGAUCAAAGUGGUCAACGAUGCAGCUCAAUUAUUCAGUGAUAUAAAGACAGACGUCAUGGAGUUCUACCAGGCUAUCAGUGAGGCUAUCACUGUGACCUUACCCUGGGCAGCCGAACAAAUUAUGCGGUCCAUAACCAGUAUUUCUAAUACCAUCGGAGAUUUACUUAAGUCACCACUGAAGGCUAUUGGAGACAUAUUUAAGGGAGUUAUCAAUAUCAAAACAGCCGUUGAUGCAAUAGUUGAGGCUAAGAAAGAGGUGGAGAGAGCAAGCUUCUUCAAUGAGGGUCAAAGACCGUACUGGUUUGAUCUACCCAAAGUCAUUGGCGACAUGAUCGAAGAAUUGGCCAUGCAUCUUGGAAACAUCAAGAGAGAUCUCAAAGUGUGGGUUGAUGAGGUUCAGAGUGCUGAUGAUCCCAUCAAGAAGCUGACUGGGGGCGCCCUUGACUCGCACACCCUGAGGACUCAAGUAAAGGCAGAGAUCGAGUCAAUCUUGAUGGAUCUGAUGGAACCAUUUGAACCAAUCAAAGAACUCCUGGCUCCAUUCUUUGAGAUCUACGACCUCGUCUUUAACAGCAUCAAGGCAGUCAAGAAGGCUUACCAGACUCUCAAAGAUUCAUACCAGAAGUCCCUAUCUCUUGUAAUGAAGCUAUUCGGUCCGAAAGCCCACGAGGAGUUUCCGAGGAAGUACCGUUCACCGGGGUCCGGAGAGUGCGCCUCGGGUGGGUUCUAUCCAACUGACUCGGCUGGAUACUACGAGGAUCAGGGCGUCGAUCUGGAGAUGCCUCAAGGAGCAAAGUUGGUGGCGCCCUUUUCUGGUGAGAUCUACAGAACCCUCGGGAAGCCAAACCAGGUCACCCUUGAAGCGAAAGGAGGUUCAUUCCGAGACAUUAAGAUAUUCAUUGAUAACAUUAUACCCAACAACACACUAUCAGAAACGCAAUCAACGAGUGUUAUUGCCGGUACUGAGAUUGGCAGAGUAGGAAGUGCCACAGCGUGUGCACCACCUAACUACAUUCAUUUAUCAAUGACGAAAAACAAACCAGACCGUCUAGCUUCAAUUCUAGACAGUGCUCUUAACGACGACCCGACCGCUACGGACUUAGCAGCAAAAAAAGGUUACGUCGAUCCCAGUAACUACCUGGCUAAACGACCAUUGAAGAUACCGAAAUGGAUACAAGAAUGUGACGAUUACAAACUAGUUUGGAUGGGCAAAACUGUGAAGGCAGGAUCUUUACUUGGAAGCAACAAUAGGGAGGGUGAAAUGAUAGACACGAGUCCAAAUCUGGGAGCUCCCCCAUCAACCUCAACAGAAAUGCCCGAUCCAGCGAAGCAACCGCCCCCACGGCAUUCAGCUCUUGGACAGGCUGUCACACCGAGUAGUCGGGAUGAAACCCAAGAGGCCCUCGGCCUUCCACAGCCCAAAAUCGGCUCUGGAUCACCCUUCAAGAAUUUCACUCUUCGGAACCUGAAGAUAAGCUCCAUCUUAGCAUUUGCCCGCAAGCUCCAUCUGGAGGAUACAGCAGACGAACUGCUUAAAGUUGUCAAGACGAUAGUCAAACUUGUGAGCGACAAGCCGUGUGUUCUUCCCGAGUCUAUGACCAACGAUGCUUUAAGGAUUGAGCUUCAACAGAGAGGUCUGAGCUCACAAGGAGAGAGGAAGAUGCUCCUCAAGCGAUACAAAGAACCCGAAGACCGUUGUCCUCUACUUCAGGUCUCCCUACCUAAGAAUGUAUACUGUAAGAUUGAUGAGAGCUGCCUGGGUGUAGAAUGUUGUAUGAACAUUAAACUCUUCAUGGUGUCUCUGGCUUUCAAGGCAUUCAUGAGAUUUGAUCCCAGUGAGUUUCAGUUCAUCAUUGGUGUCAACUCGUGGAACUACACUGUUCAAAUCCUGACGGCAGAGUGGGGGAAACAAUGGGAGGUUCCAGUCCCCUUUGAUGUACCUUUUGUUGAUGACAUGAAACUUCAUCUUAGGUUCAGCGUUGAAAAGACAAGAACUCAACUUCUUGUCAGCAUGAGCGUGGGUUUCUGCCCUGAGAGUGGGGACGCAGAGUGCCUGGAAUUCCUCGAUGUGCUUCAAGAUUCCGCUGUACCACUUCCCAUCUACAACCCUGAUGGCACAUUCACUUGGCCAGAAAUUGACGUCGAGGAGUAUUUCAGCCGUGGCAAGUUGAAGAAGUUUGUCAAAAAAACUGGAGAGGAGUUUCUUCGGGCAGGAACAGAUGCAGCGAUUGAUUAUGUUCUGAGAGAGAUUGGCUUGGACAGAAAACUUCUGGAUGGAAAAGAACCUCGUCCAACACCAGCCAGUUUGAGCGACCCUCAGCUCAUCGGUGCACUUGAAGGCAGGAAUCUGAAAACAACAGGAAGUAGAGCUGAGAAAGAAAAUAGGCUCUCUCGGGAUGAACGUAGUUGUGAAACAUUUACUCUACCAGCAUUCUCCGGAAAGGUCGCCGAGAUUGCCUACUGCUCAAUCAGUGAGAACUGCCUCCGUAUUGACUGCUGUCUAGAACUGAACAUCAAAGUUUUAAAGUUCAAGUUCAGCCGCUCCUUCGAAGCAUUCAUUGACGUCAAUGCGUGUGAUUUCUCGAUUACAAUUGCCUUUCAGCAUUUGCGGUACACCAAGUUGCUGUUGAGUUACGAUUGGGGCGAUGUGAAGCAACAGCAGAUCGGACCAUUUACACUGAGAUACACAAUCGAUAAACUGGAUGAUGCAAAGCAGCUCAAGAUUGACUUCGGAGCAUCGGUUUGCCCCAUCAACGGGGAGGAGUGCAUCUUUGACAUUGACAUCAUUCAGGACUACAGAGUGCCGAUUCCAUUCUGCAACUCCGACUUUUCACUUUCUCUGCCAGGGAAGAAUAGCCUGACUGAUUUUAUUACUCAAGUUGGUCGAAAUGCCGGUCAGCAAGCCAUCAACAUUCUCCUACAGUUUAUUGGUCUGAGAGAUAAGAUUGACGAUGGACCCUGUGCCUCCACAACUCAGGAUGUGUGCACUGACGUAACUCUCCCUCGUCUUCCAAGCACAUUGACCUGUGACCUUUACGAUCGCUGCCUCGGUGUGCGAUGCUGUGUUGAUCUGGAUCUUCAAAUCACUGUGUUAUCAAGUAAUGUAUGGCUGGAACUUGAUCCAUGCGAGUUUUCACUAUCCAUGGGAUUUGGAAAGUGGUCCAUAACCUUCAAGAUAUUCGACUACCACUGGGGCACCCAAGAGGAGCUAAAGAUCGGCAAGGCCUUGACCCUGAUUUACACCAUCAACAAAUUGACCGAAGACAAGGUGUUUGUGUUGGACCUGGCUCUGUCUCUUUGUCUUCCCGAUUCGAGUUGUGAUAUAGCGCCCUCUAUUGACAUCUUGAAAGGAACGCGUGUACCUAUUCCGUUAUGCAAUGAGAACGCAACAUUCGCCCUUCCAGGUGAUGGGACUGUGUCAGACUUCGUGAAGAUGAUGGGACAGAAUGUAGCCGAGUCGGGUAUCGAUGCUGUGCUCACCGCUCUUGGCCUGUCAAAGUUCAUUGGUCAGGAGCCAUGUGUUCGCCCGCAGGUCACACAGAAUGGAUGGCAUAAAGUUUGUCCUAGAGAUGUCAGACUUCCACAUUUACCAAGACACCUCAUCUGCACUCUUCCAGAGAAGUGCAUGGGGUUCGAUUGCUGUUUCGAGCUUCCAAUUCCUGGACUGACCCCAAUCAGCACCAAUGUCUCCUUCAUAUUUGAUCCUUGUAACUAUAAGUUGUCACUCUGUCUGGGAAGCUGGAGUAAAGACCUACACAUCCUCUCCUAUCAGUGGGGUCAACAAGAAGAGGUCACCAUUGGCAAGGCAGUGUCUUUCAGUCUAACCAUUGACAAGGUCGAGGAAUCCUUCCAGAUCAACUUGGAUAUGACCUUCUGCCUGGACGGUGACUGCACUCCAAUCCCGAUCCUCAGUGAUGCCAUCAUCCCCAUACCAUUCUGUAAUCCCAAUGCCACCUUUGAGCUUCCUGGUGAUGGAAGCUUUGCUGCACUAGCAAAGGACCUCGGAGGCAACGUCGGCGAGUUGGCGAUCCAGGCUGGUCUACGUAAACUUGGAAUUCAGGAAUUUGCCAUUAAUCAGCAGUGUGACCUGACGAUACUUGCUCGCGCCGAAAACAAAUGCCCACUGAUGAAUAAACCACCUUCAACGAACAUACUGACCUGCACAGUAGACGACCAGUGUCUUGGUAUCCAUUGCUGCGCCUCCUUGGAUCUUAUCUUCACUCGACUAUCUACCACAGCUUGGGCCGUUCUAGACCCUUGCGAAUUCGAGCUGUCUGUUGGUUUUGGAUCUUGGACUAAAAGCUUGACUCUCUUCGAAUAUGACUGGGGUGUGGAAAAAACAGUUGACAUUAGUGAUGCUGUUCAUUUAGAGUUCACAGUUGACAAGCUGACAGCGCAGAAAGAAUUCCUGAUCGACCUCUCGGUGUCCCUGUGCAUAGAUGGCACCUGCACACCGAUCAACCUGUUACAGGGAGCCCAUGUACCCAUCCCGAUCUGUAACACAAAUGCUACCUUCUCCCUACCAGGCGACGGUUCAAUCGCUGGGUACCUGGACACUUUAGCAGGGGAAAUAACUGAUGUAGCUGUGGACUUGGUGCUUGACACUCUGGGGCUGAAGAAUUUCAUACAAACGGACUCAUGUGGUCUUCCUCCAGCAACUAGUGAUGACGGUUGUCCAGUUCAGUUUCCCACUGGCCGACCCACAGUUUCCUGCCGUAUAAACAGCCAUUGCACAAGUCUGCACUGCUGUCUCAAUUUAGACCUCAAAGUAACCCAGCUCAGCUCUAAGGCUUGGCUGGAUAUCGACCCUUGUGACUUCAAACUAUCAAUAGGAAUGGGGAUGUGGUACUUCAACAUCUCACUGUUCUCGUAUGAGUGGGGGAAGAUGGAAAGAUUCUCUAUUGGACGAGCGAUAAAUGUGGAAUUUUCCAUUGAAAAACUGGAUGCCUUAAAGGAGUACGAGAUCGAUCUUGCAUUCUCUCUCCAAGUCGAUGACGAGACUACGGACUUCCCCCUCAUGGAGGCAAAGAGAAUCCCUAUUCCUAUCUGUAACAACAACUUCUCCUUGGCUCUACCUGGUGACGGGUCUGUACGGGGAUUCUUAGAGGAGCUUGGAGACACUGUGGGACAGUCGGCAAUUGAUUUGGUUUUGAGAAAGUUGAAUUUAUAUGAUGUUGUAAUUGGGGGAUCGUGUGAAAUACCAUCAGAAUCGGCAAACAAUGCACUAGCUUGCCCAAUGAUCUCCCUCCCCACCUUGGCGAACAUCAUCCAGUGUUCAAUCGAUGACCACUGUCUUGGCAUUCAGUGCUGUGUAAACUUGAACUUUAUCAUCACCACACUCAUGCUCCAUGCUAGGAUCAAAGUGGACCCAUGUCACUUCCAGCUUCAUGUGAACUUUGAAAGAUGGGAACGUAACUUUACUCUGUUCAGUUACACUUGGGGAAAAGUGGAAAGGGAACCAAUCGGUGAUGUUGUGACUUUAAGCUAUUCAGUUGAUAAGCUAACGGAGAAGAAGGUAUUUUCUGUUACACUUGAUGUUGAACUGUGCAUUGACAACGCAUGCGUGACAACCUCCAUCUUGGAUCAUGUCUGGGUCCCAAUACCCAUCUGUAAUAUCAACGCUGUUACAUUCACCCUGCCAGGUGAUGGUACGGUAGCUGGAUUUAUCAAGGACCUCGGAGGUCGUAUUGGAGAUUCAGCAGUUGACUUAGUUCUGGAGAAAUAUGGAUUGAAUCAAUUUCUCCAGAUUGAACAGUGCGAGAGAGGAACACCGUACACCUUAAAAAGCAGUUGUCCAGGGGUCGACCUCGAACAACUUCCUGAUUUCCUCUCAUGUUCCCUCACCGAGUCCUGUCUUGGCAUUACAUGCUGUCUGGAGAUGGACUUUAAGAUCGUGACACGUACAGUCAAUGCAUGGCUCAUCUUGGAUCCCUGCAACUUCAACCUGUCCAUCGGCUUUGGGAACUGGGAGCAAAGUAUCACCUUAUUCCACUAUGCUAUGGGUGACUACAGGGAGGAAGUUAUUAACAGUGUGCUGAGUGUAAGGUGGCGUGUCGACAAGUUAACUGUAGAGAAGCAGUUUGAGUUGUAUUUACAGCUGGUCUUCUGUUUGGAUGGGUCAUGUAACACUGUGACUGUGUUUGAGGGUAGCCGUAUUCUGAUACCGCUGUGUAACACUGAAGAUUCAUUUGUUCUUCCCGGAGAUGGCACAGUAUCGGGAUUUCUUGAAUAUCUUGGCGGCAAUAUCGGACAAUUUGCUAUCGAUGCAGCAAUCCGACACCUGAAUCUAGGCAGCUUCCUAUCAGGGAAGGCAUGCUCUAAUUACAGACAGGAUGUUUGUUCAAGUGCAACUGGUAUCCUUGGCGACUGCUCAAUCGUUGGGGAAUUCUGCACAGAGCUCAGAUGUUGCCUCGACUUGGAUCUGAAGAUAGCUGAUGUCUCGGCCUCAGCGUGGUUUAAGUUUGACCCCUGUGACCUCACCUUCACUUUAGGUCUGGAGACUUGGAUGUUUCAUGGAUCGGUCUUUACAUAUGAGUGGGGUGGAGAGACAAUGGUUUCAAUUGCUCCUGGAUUGAAUCUUAAAUAUUCAAUCACCAAACUCGAUGAGUCCAUGGAGUUGCAAGUAGACCUGACUCUAGAGUUCUGCGUCGAUGAACUUUGUACCGACAUCGAUAUUGUGCAGACCAUACCUAUCCCACUUUGCAAUCAAGACUUCAGCAGUUAUACAUUCUCGGUUGAUGGUUUCCUACAAACAGUGUCCGGACAAAUCGUACAGGGAGUAACUGAGUUACUCUUAAAUCAACUAGGCAUCGACCCUGACUUCUUCAAUGGUGAUCCGUGUGUACAACCGAAGAGUAUCCAGUCUUACCGAAAUUGUCCAAACAUGCAGCUUCCUGGUAACCUCGACUCGAGUGUACAAUGUGAAAUCCUGGAGUCCUGUUUUGGAAUAAAGUGCUGUCUUGACGUGAACCUCGGACCACUCAAUCACAGCUUCAGUGCCUCAAUGGUGGUUGACCCUUGCCUUGGUCAGCUGAAGCUGCAGUUUGGUAACUGGAAGUACAGUAAAUCACUGUCACAGUUGGACAUUGGUGUCGAUAAGGAGGUCACCAUCGGAAACUUUGUAUCGCUCAUAUUCAAGUUGGAACUUUUUGAUGGUAAUAUAUCAUCAAGUCUGUAUAUGGAUGUAUGUGUGGGUGAUGUCUGCACGGGUCGAAUCGUUCUACUGGAUGAAUCAAUAUCUCCACUUCCUCAGUGCUAUUCCAAUGGAUCGAUCUCAUGGAGAAAGUUACCGGAACUGACUUCGAUUUCACAACUUGGCAAUUUUGAAAUUGGAUUAGACGUUCUUGCGCAAGCUUUGGGACUGCCAACACGUCUACUAUCGGAUUUGUCAUGUGUUGUCUUUCAUACGAGUGGCUUCACAGUGUGUCCCCAUCUGCCUGUACUACCCGUUCUUCCAUCAGGUGGAGUUUGCCAGUAUGCUGAUACAUGCCUUGGGGUAGAGUGUUGUUUAUCAGCAGACAUAGGCAGCACGACUCAGACUUUACGGGCGUGGUUGACUGUAGACCCAUGUGAACUGACUGCGAGUGUAGGCUUUGAAAACUGGAGUUUCAAUAUUACACUCUUAAGUUACAAGUGGGGCAAGCAGAUCAGAGAAUCACUAAGUGAUGUUGUCUCGAUUUCAUUCACCAUUGACAAGACAUCAAACAAUCGGAACUUUGUGCUGUCACUCUCUGUUAAAUUCUGCAUCGCUGAGUUAUGUGCUCCUGACAUUAUCAUCUUAGAUGGCUUCGUGGCACCGAUUCCUUUCUGUAAUGCAACGGGGACUCUGGAGUGGCCUCAGGAUCUUGGUGGUAGUGUUACAGAUUAUGCGAGCAGUCUGGUGGUUAACCGCCUGGGUGUUAGCACAGAUGUCCUUCUACCUCAGUCAUGUAGUGGUCCACCAGAACAGAUUACAUCUACGAUCUCAGGUUGUGGUUCGCUCUCCGUUCCGUCCUCCAUUGCGUCUUAUUGUUCUCUGGAUGAAUCGUGUCUCGGGGUUGGUUGCUGCUUGACCCUUGACCUGGACAUAGUUCAAAGGUCAUUCUCAGUGUGGGUGAAACUCGAUGUAUGUGCCGGUAGAUUCACCUUUGGUUUUGAGGAAUGGAGUCACAGUGAAGUGUUAAACAUAGCAACAUUGCAAACAUAUUCCCAGGAGAAAAAUAUCGGAAACGUUAAAAUCAGAUAUAAUAUAGAGCGCCCCCAUGAGUCCGUCUAUGAUGUUGACCUUGACCUCGCUGUGUGCUGGCAAGGGAGAUGCACUGAUCCCAUUGUGGUUCUUCAAGACACGUUGUUCUCUGCUUCACAAUGUGGCCAGGAAGGAAGCAGUAGCAGGAGGAGGAGAAGAAGUGUUGACGAUCUAACCAAUGAUACAGGAGAGAAUGGGAGCAUCUUGGAAGAUUUCGUCGCCAGCCCAGCUGAUAGGGUUAUUCAAUAUUUCAGGAAAAUUCUUCAGUCAGAUUCGCCAACACUUCCAUCAGAAGAGAACAUUAUGACGAGACUUCAGCCAGAAAAAGAUGUACCGCCAAGGGUAGCUGGAUCUGGUACUGAAAGUCGUCGAGCUUUGGGCACCUUGAUAUUUGGGAACGAGGACAAUACGCCAGUUCCAUCAAGAAAAAGGAGAGACUUAUCCGUUGCAGUAACAUCUGGUGGGGCUAGUUUGUUUGACCUCAACUUGACCCCUGGAGCCGACUCGGGCGCCUGGCAGGGUGAUACGAUCAUUGGCGGUGGACUAACAUUGAAAGGUCUUGAUGCUCUCGGUAAUCGGAUUGCGAACAUGACGAUUGGGGAGCUAGAGGCAAUGCUGGAUCUGCAAAACAUCGACCUUUUUACUGUCGUUCAACUCAUGAAAGAUCUGCGAUCUCUUUAUCGAACCUUUAUCAGCGAAUUCAUUGAUGUAAUUAUGAACGGUAAUGCACAUGAUGCGUUCAAUCAAUUUGACAUCGUUCUGAGUGGGGUGAUUCCAUUUCCAAGAAGGGAAUUAGUUUUCUUUCAACAUGAAUGGGAAACUUCAGUUGGUGGAAUCAUCAUGUUAAGAUUUAGAAUCGAAGCUGGUGGGUUUUUCGACUUGAAGAUACCCGUGUCAGUUGCCCUCGUGUCAAUGAAAGCCAAGGGUGGUAUAACACCAAUGGUUGGUUGCUACGUUAGUGCAAGUGUUUCAAUCGGCUUCAUAUUGUAUGGCGAGCUGGAACUCAAGGCAGACGUCCUACACACAAGCUUUCCUACAACUGCAGAAUUAAUCUUUAGUAAAUUCCCGCUGGAUGUUGGACUCAGAUUGGACAUAGUGAUGAUCCCCUUAAUAAUCCGUCUGUCAGGUAAAGUCACACUGAGUAUCCCUUUCUUCGGUAUAAAGAAGACGCUCUACAAGAAGGAUCUGUGGCGCUACCAAGCCAACCCUAUCCAUUCAAAUAUUUUCAAUACUCGCACCAAAGAGCCUGAUGAGUCUCCGCCAGAGAUUAUGGUCUACUCCACACCUGUUGAGGACCCCCACUCCGGAAAGAGGUCAGUAAACAUUGCAGAGCCAACCAGCCAUUGCAGCGUUGAGCAGGUGCCUGGUCUAGACUACACAGAGCCCGCCUUUCAACUUGAGGUGGUCGCUGCUGAUGACAAGAGUCUAGUGACGUUUUUCUAUCAGGUUGGGACGGUACCUGGAGGGAGUGACGUACUCCCUGAGACAGAAUAUGGAGGACCAUCAGCCAUCAUUUCACAGACCCUACUCGGUGGCCACCCACUUCACUUCACUGUCUACGCCAUGAACAACGGUGGAGGUACCUCAACCGCAACCUGCAGCCUGCCGACCUUUGACGUCACCCUCCCAACGGGUCGUAUUACUCCUGACUUCACUUCCACCAGUCACCCACACAUCCUUCGUGCCUCAGCAGUGGUGUAUGAUGACUCUGUCAUUUUGAUGCAGAAAGAAGGAGUUGGGUUUGGACCCGAGAUCUGGGGUGAUCAGAUUGUACCCUGGCACACGAUUGACGUCACAGAGCGAGAACAACUUGGAACCUCAAUCAACGACUUUCACUAUUUUACCACCGCCAAGAAAGGACGCCUCAUCUCAACACCAACAUCAACCAUCACUCACAUUAAUCCUAACUUCUGUGCCCGUGACUGCCUCGCUCUUCCAGAGACAAAGUGUCUAAGUAUCAACUAUGACUACGAUUCCAAGAUGUGUGAACUCCUUGAAGAGAUCGAGGGCCAUGGGGUCGAAGUUCAUGAGUUUGACAAGUUCACUCAUUAUGAGCGUCUCGGUAUUGGACACGCUGUUGAGUUUAACCACGAGUCCCUCCUGCUCGAUCACAACAACAUCUACUACUUCAACAUUGAGCUCCUGAACUAUGUAGCGUAUGAGAACAUCGUGUCAUCUGUGGGUAUCGUGGCAGACUUUACAGCUCCAGAGCCUGGUUUGAUCGGCAAUGCAUCGAGGGACGAGGUGGUACAUGAGUCGUGUGUUCAGUUUACUCCUGAUGAAUGGGAGAGACGAUGUAUUGAGGAAACACCUCUUGAUAAUCAUAGAUACAUUAUCGAUGGGCCUGGUUCAAUGACUGUCUUCAAUGGUGAGAUGGAAUUGGUGGACAUGCUGUAUACAAGAAGCAAUGGCUACAUGGCAGCAAACUGGGAUGGUAUCCAUGAUAACGAGACUGGUAUCCAUGGCUACACUUGGUCCAUUGGUUACAACGUGUGUAAUGAUGACGUCAGCAGCCAUAUAGAUCCUCAUGCACACCUGUUUGAUGAAUCACAAUGGCACCACCAGGGACUGGUAGUCAACGUCAAUCUUCCAGAUGGUGCCUAUUUUAUCAGCGUACGUGCACUCAAUAAGGUGGAGUUUGGCGGCCCGAUGGCACUGACUGUAUGCCACAGCAUGCCCCUCAUCAUUGAUAACACUCCGCCAAUAAUUGACAGCAUUAGUAACAUCACUUAUGAAUCAUCGAUUGGAAGAAUUGCAUUGCAAGUUAACGCAAGCGAUCCUGAUUCUCAUCUGUUUGAGUACCACGUGGCAGCCGGAAGAUCACCGAGGGAUAUAUCUCUGCAUGACUGGGAAGCCCUCGCUGUUACUCAACAACUCAUCAUCGACUUCAAGAUUCCAAAUGGCAUACCAUGCUGGCUGAUCGUCAGAGCUGUCAAUAAUGUUGACCUUCGAACUGUAGAGCAUGCUGAUGAACCAUUAUUAGUUGAUGACACGCCACCAAUUGCUGGAGACUUACUCGACGGACCCUAUGCAGGACGAGAUCUUGUUUUCACUAAAGAUAGGAAUGAGAUUUGUGGAAACUGGUACAACUGGUUUGAUCCCGAAUCUGGAAUUUCCUCGUACCUUUGGGCCGUUGGAACCCAACCUCUAACGAGCAACGUCGUGAACUUUGUCAAAGUGUCUCGCCGAGAGCAUGGGACCUGCUCCGGGUAUGUCACCCUCCAGCACGGCGAGACCUACUACUCAACGCUUGUAGCAUUCCACGGUGGUUAUGAUAAGUUGAAUGUCUCGGCUUCAUCAAAUGGAGUGACUGUUGAUCUAACUCCACCCGUCCAAGGAAGCGUCUACGACGGCCUCCUUCCAGGCCCAACGGACCUGGAAUUCUCUUCCAAACCAGCCACAGUGUCGGCUCAGUGGCAGGGAUUCUCUGAUCCUGAGUCUGGUAUCGAAGACUACCAAGUCACAGUCUACCGUAAACAUAGUGACAGUGAAAAUGCAACCAAUGACUUUGAGGUUAUCCAUGAAGCCGAGUCAGUUGGUAAUGACGUCUCUUUAAUCGAGUGGCAUCAUUUCCAUCUACACCACAAGGAUCAGGUGUACGUCAAUCUACGUACAAUCAACCAGGCUGUCAAUCACAUUGAUACUCCAACCAAUGGAUUCCUGGUGGAUUUGACUCCUCCUAUGCUACGAUCCCUUGGAGACGGGCUUGUUGUUGGACAGGAUGCAGACUUCCAGACACACAGUGAUAGCCUUGCUGUUCACUGGAGCUACUUUGAUGACGAAUCCGGCAUUGCUUUGUUUGAGUUGGCUAUCUACGAAAUGAGACAUGGUAAAAAACGAAAGAUUUUCCCAGCAGACUUGGAUCCAAAUAGCUUUGAGCCGUUAUUAGACGUUACUACCGAAUCCCACGUGCAAAGUGGAUUGUCACUUCGUGCAGGUGCCAUCUAUAUCACACGAAUCAAGGCACGAAACCAGGCUAAACUGAUAGCAUCACAUGAGACGAGUGGUAUCAGGGUAGACCCUACCCCACCUGUGAUGAGAUACGUACGAGGUGGGAAUCUUGAUGGAGGGGCUGAAGAAGUUAUCAAUGGAUUCUUAAUCCAGAACAGCCUCUCUACCAUUAAGGCAUCUUGGCUUGGAGUUGAUGGUCAAAGCGGUAUUAAGAACUACUGGGUCGCAGUUGGAACAGCUUCAAAUGCUGAAGACAUCAAACAGUUCACAGCCCUAGGGCCAACAAGGAAUGGUGUCCUGCUGAACCUUGACCUCCAACUCACUGACCAAUCAACGUGUAAUGAUGAAGAGUUUACUGCGAACUGCCGCCCUGUCUAUUACGUAUGCGUGAAAGGCGAGAAUGGUGCGGGUGCGUUCAGUGACGUCUAUUGCUCCUCGCCAAUCAGAAUCGUAGAAGAGGAUCAGACAGGUUAUAUAACAGACGGACCAACCAUGUUUCAAGAUACAGACUAUCAGCAUGAGAGAACAACUGUUACUAUUUGGUUCGAUAAUUUUGAGAGCCAGUUGCAUGGUAUAUCUUCCUAUGAGUGGGCAGUCGGUACGACCCCUGGAGGAGAGGACAUUCAACCGUUGACCUCAGAUGGAGUAGUGCCCGGAAGUGACCCUGAUGUACCAGGUCUUGCUGGCCAGGGUAAGGCACAGUCUCCACUUCCUCUCCAGCAUGGUGUGACGUAUUACAGCACUGUCCGUGCCAUCACCAAUGGUGACAGUGUCUUAGAAACUGUCUCCAAUGGUUUUACAGUAGAUGUUACACCGCCAAACAUUAACAUCACUGACUUUGGUCAAUAUGAUACAACUGUUGAUUUGGGCUUUGGUGGUGUCAAACUCUAUCAAUUCACCGAUGAUUUUAUCGAUGCCAAGUGGAAUGUGGAAGACUCAGAAAGUAACCUCAUUGCAACAUACUUUUCCGUGGGACAGUAUGCAGGAGCUAGUGAUGUGUUUCUUCAGACACAAACUAAAAAAUCAUACGUUCCGUCGGGUUUGGUAACCCCUGCGUACAAAGGUUUGCCGAAUAUUCUGACUGUCCAUGCCAUCAACAGUGUUGGACUGAAGCAAACAGUUUAUACUACCAGUUUAACUGUAGAUACCACACCGCCAGGUGCUGGUCAGGUCAUGUGCCCAUCUUUCUUACACGCAAACAGCGCCCUCAAGUGCAGCUGGACUGAUUUCCUGGAUGGCGAGUCAGGAAUUGAGUCUGUAAGGUUUCGUGUCGGGACUGCAGAGGGUCUGAAUGAUGUGUUUAUGUCGGACAAAUUACCUGGCUAUAUGACGCACUACAGUGCCACAGAUUUAGACUUGAUGCAUAACAAACUGUACUAUGUCACCAUUGAGGCUUUUAACGCAGUCAGCCAAAGUACAUUCGCCUUCUCUGAACCCAUUGAAAUCGAUGACACCCCGCCCUCACAUGGUGUUGUGGUGGAACUUCCUGGUGUUCAUAAAUUGAGCCAGAACGAUCUAGAGAGGCAGCCAAGCUGGGAUUGCAGUAACAUGGAUAACUGCUUAGAGCUGGAUGGAGAGUGUUUGGAGUCCAUCACCCAGAUUCAGAUCCUCUGGGAACCCUUCAAAGAUGAAGAUACUCGGAUCUCUAAAUAUGAAGUAGCAUUAGGCACCACACCGGGAGGAACUCAGAUCAAAUCGUUCUAUGAGGUGGAUAGGUACCAGACUUCAGAGCUUAUAACCAAUCUUGAUUUAAGUGAUGUGCGAAGAGUCUAUGCGUCAGUGAGAGGGUACAAUAAAGCUGGUUUGACCAGCACGGCAGUCUCAAAUGGCAUCUUCGUCAGUCGAUUUAGUGCAGGACUUCAGCCGCUAAGACCUUUCACAAUCAAAGAUGGAGUCACUUCUAAUGACCUCAAAGACCGGGACUUUCAGACAUCUUUGAAUGAACUAAGUGCUUCUUGGGACUUCAGUGGAGACCCUUGUCCAAUCAGGGAGUACGAGUGGGCUAUUUAUAGAAUUGACGAAGUGGAAAUUCAGCCGUUGACAGAUGUGGGAGACCGUACUUCAGGUACAAACACAUUCAUUGAAAUGAUGGACGGCGAGACCUACUACACCGUGGUGCGGGCAACCAACGCUCUGAACAUACCCAUCACACUCCGCUCUGAUGGAAUCACCGUGAAACGAGACCCACUGAUACCUGGUCAAGUUUACGAUGGUCUCCUUGCAGGCUUUGAUCUAACCUACCAGAAAGAAACUGACACCAUAUCGGCAAGCUGGAGUGGCUUUGGUCAAGGAAUGCCCAUACAGGAGACUGUUGAAUAUACAGGGAAUGCUGAGAUGAUCAAAGACCAUGUUACAGAACAGGCUGUUGACUAUUACGAGGUUGCAGUGGGCACCGAUCGUCGCUACCCAAAGACUAGAGACAACACAGUACCCUUCACUAAUGUUGGUCAGAACACAUCGGUCACCUUCAAUAACCUUGAUCUACAGGCUGCUACGUACUAUGUGACGGUCAAAGGUCAUAGUGCAAGCUUCUCUGCUGCUGAGGUCACGUCAAGUGGGAUAACUGCUGGUGUGGAUAGUGAAGUUUUUGCUACGGAGGUUAAAAUGCCAGAGUUCGUCAAUUCACUCUCCGAAGUCAAACUCCAAUGGGAAGAAUUCGACUCGACCUUCCCCAUCCUACUCUACUAUGUCGGCCUGGGCAAUGCCGCUUCGGCUACUGUGUCACCAGAGAACAUGGACUGUUUGGACAUGCUUCUAGCAACGGAUGAAGCCAAGACUACGUUUAAUGAAAGAAAGAUGCAUUUUAUUGGCAAGGAUACCUAUCAGGAGAUCAAAGGACUGAGUCUUGAGCAAGAAGGUUCAUACUUCGUGACGGUUCUUGGAAUGAACGAAGGAGGGCAGUGUAACUCUUCUACUAGUCACUUCUCGGUUGAUAUUACUCCGCCCAUUGAGGGGCGCCUUCGUGCUGGACCUUUCUAUGGCAUGCUGGUGACUUACACAGCAAGCACCGAGUCCAUUCAUGCGGUAUGGGAGGACUACAUAGAUGAAGAAAGUGGAAUUAAAUCCUUCAAUAUCCGUCUUCUAGAGGCUGCCUCUUGUAGAGUGGAAGACAGCGGUAACCUAACUUCAGUUCCUGGUCAGGAAUGGAUGGUUCUUGGCCCGGGUAUCUCAGAGUUUACGUAUGUAGAGUUGAGUUUAGUGACCAACCACCCGUAUUUUGUUGAGCUAAAAGCCGUGAACCGUGCAGGGGAUGGCACUGCAACCAAAGUAGGACCAAUCUUUGUGGAUCUAUCACAGCCCAGUUCUGGAUUGGUUGUGGAUGGAGACGACUUCAUGAUGGACCUGACUGAUGCGUAUAGUAGAAGCCAAGUCACUGGAACAAUCUUACACCAGCCAAACCCAGAAGGUCCACCCUGCCCUCUGACAGAUACUUCGUUCACUGAUCCAAAGUGGCAGGCCUUGGAUUUCAACGGACUAUGGAACAUGAGGAUUGACAACUGGGAUAUAGAGUACCACAAUCAACAGAUAUCUGCAUCGGAUGAAAGUGUGUUUCUGAAGAUGGAGCGAGAUACACGGGAACCUCGUAUGCUCUCCGGAGCGUAUGUCAUAAAUGCACAAAUUGUCCGGAGCUCUGAAUACGAGUUUGAUCUGAUGGCUGCAUCAUCAGACCUUCAUAGCGUCACAAGUAUUUUGUUCUGGGAUGGUCCAGACAGAGUGGUCGGAGAGUACGACUUUGGUGGAGCUGAGAAUUGGCAAGAAGGGAUAUGCCAGUGUUGUUAUGCAAUACCCUUCAAUCAGUCUGAUUGCCCUGAUUGUAACUGCAAAGAUUUCCUGGGAAUAGACGAUUCAACCUCUGCUUACUCGUCAGUUAACAGCACAACAAUUGAUUUGGUGACUACAGAAACGGCAGACAUAACCACUGCUGAUGAAGCGGCAGACAUGACCACUGCUGAUGAAGCGGCAGACAUGACCACUGCUGAUGAAGCGGCAGACAUGACCACUGCUGAUGAAGCGGCAGACAUGACCACUGCUGAUGAAGCGGCAGACAUGACCACUGCUGAUGAAGCGGCAGACAUGACCACUGCUGAUGAAGCGACAGACAUGACCACUGCUGAUGAAGCGGCAGACAUGACCACUGCUGAUGAAGCGGCAGACAUGACCACUGUGAACUCAACUCAAGUUCACACGAAAGAAGUUAAAAAUGUGACACGAAAACUGUGGACCAUUCGUAAGAAAGAUGCAGUUGGUGACGGCAUUUCUGAUGAAGUUGGCGGCAGAUGGACUAAACAGAGAGCAUGUGGUCUGCAACUGCAUCCAAAUGGCAACGCAUCACAGUUAGUGUUGUGGUGUCGCCAUUUUGAAGAUGAAUGGCCGAUGACGUCACAGUCUGUAGAUCUUGACUUUGACCCAUCCAUGGAGGAACACCACUACUCUAUUCACUUCAGUGUCAUGCCACUUGAUGCAAAAGAGGACGAGUGGUCAUUUAAUGUGUACAUCGAUGGCAAUCUUCUCUCUUCUUUGACCGGUAUCCCUGUCAUGUCUUCAUCCACCAAACUCAUCCUUCAUGUCUUCAACAAAGAUAACUAUGUGGCUGAUCUAGAUGACGCCUUCAACCCACCUACUGCUACAACAACCAUCAAAAAUCUAAUGAUGCCUCCAGAUGCUAGUAGGCUCUGCCGUUAUGGGUUACCAUUCAGAGCGGGUACCAGUCCAGUUUCCAGAUAUUUCGCUGGUGUUGGUAGUGAAGCGGGAAAAACAAACAUUGUGGCGUAUGAGGAGAUUUCCCGGCCGUGUGUACCGUGUAUCAAUCCAUGUGAUUGGUACCAGUGUAAUCAGUCAUGCUCCAUGGAGGAAAGCUCCAUUACAUUCACACUCACCAACCUGGCUCUGCCGAAGCUGGAAGUCCUAAACACCACAAGGAACGACACAAAUAAUACUUCAUCUGCUACUGGGGAGGAUGGCUUACCCUCUCCUUUCUUCCUGACAGUUAAGUGUGUCCUAGGGAACGGACAAGAGGCGUCUUCAUCUUCGAACGGUUUCUACAUUGACGAUACACCAGCAAAGCUUGAUGUCUUAUUCUACGUGGAUAUCAAUCGCAACGCGUAUGAACCAACAGAGUUCCAGUCUUCAAAUUCAACAAUCAAGGUCUUGUGGAGUUUCAUUGACAUGCAAAGUCAAGUUAAGGAACAUUAUUGGGCCAUUGGAACGUCAAGAGGUGCUGUGGACUUACAAGACUUUGUCAAUGUUGGAUUGAACCAGACAGCUUACAAUAGCAACUUGGAAGGACAACUACAACACAAUACAUCAUACUACGUGACUGUCAAGUGCAUCAAUGGAGCUGGAUUGGAGACUGUGGUAGAAUCUGAUGGUGUAACGGUCCUCUUUGAGAAACCCUCGGUGGAUGAUGUCAACACCACCUCCAUGUUUAGUCAGAAGUUUGAAGAGGAAGUUUAUCCACCUGACGUGCAGAAGAAUGACGACCCAACAAAGACAGGAACCUCCUGGUCCAAACCUGAAGAUGAGUCCAUCGAUCGAUAUGAGUACUGUGUCAGCAGCACAGCAGAGAGAUUGGAUGACAUCGUCCCCUGUAUGGUGGUAGGCACCAACGCAUCCGGUUCGGUGGCUAUAAAAGAUAAGAUGAUUAUUGUUACGGCUGAUGACAGAGAGGAGGUGUACAACCUCACUGACUUCCAAGCUAAUCGAGAAGACAGCAAUGAGAUAACAAGCCAGCAAGAUGCCAAAUUUAACAUGGAACCUGGAAAAUGUCUGUACUCUUGGAUGAAGAUGUGUAAUUCUGCACUACUCUGUCAAACACUGCCAGCAGGAACGACCACUGUUUUAGGAGAGAAUGACGUAAUGAUGACGUCAUCAAAGGGUACGGAUCUCGUUCUUGUGUCUCCACAGAGUUUGAGAAGACGUCAACGAAGGGCACUGGACAAUCGUUUCGAGUUCUCUAUUUCUACAACCGGUGGUCUCCAGCAGGGUGGCUCAAUAAUUAUUGGUCUGCUGGAUGGGAAUAAAACCAAUGAGGAUUUUACAUCUGACGCUAAUCCGGAUUAUGUAUCCUACAUCAGUAAUCCCCUGGACACCAUACAGAAGACAUCAAGGCGUCUUAGAAAAAGGAUACGGUUUGUGUAUGAGCCUCUCUUUUACGUGACCAGCCUGGGGCAGAUCGAGCUCCAGGGUCCAAUGAUCAUCAACCUAACUCUCAACACACCAGGAAAUUGGACAGAGGCAAAACCCAGACUCAUUUUUUGGGACAGUGAUAAUUCUGAGUGGCGAGAUGUCGCUAAAACAUGCAGUGAUGUGGAUCGGCUGACGUACAACGAGGGAGACAGUCUGCUCAGUGUUGAGGUUUGUGCAACUAGGGGAAGGACCCCAGCAGCAGGGGGUCGUCAACGACGCGCUACAGAGGAACCUUCUUUCUUCAGCCACGAGACGGAGUUUGCAUUGGCAGAUGUCCUCAAUACCAUCCCAAACGACCCGCCAGAAAUCACAAAUCCCGUGGGCAUCUUCACAAUGGAUGAAGACAAAGGCACACUGGAAUACUCUUUUGAGGCUUCAGACCCUGACGAUGAUGUCUUGGUUUUUGAGCUGGGUCUUGAUAAAGAGACGACACUAGGUUCAGCAACCAUCACUGAGGAUGGUGUCUUCUCUUUUACACCGUGUCCUGACUGCAAUGGCGAAUUCACUUUCCAACUCAUUUUGAGAGAGAUACAGACCUUGGUUGAGAUCGAACCUCUGACUACUGUUGUUGAUGUCUCAAUGGAGGUCAACCCAGUCAAUGACAAUCCAUACUCUUAUGUUGCUCUGAAGGAAGACGUGGCUGGUAAUGGACGGCACACAACGCUAAUAGUCGAGCAGAACACAGGAGCCAACAUUGCCUACAAAGACCUGGUGGUCAUGAUUGGUGCCUAUGACGUUGACAUCAAUGAUAACUUGACGCUUCUUAUUCAACCACCAACCUAUGGUGUCCUUACCAUGAGAGAUGAGGUUAGAUCAAUCCCGCUGAGGCAGAACUGUAGUCAACUUUCUCGUAAUAUCACAAGUCAAGAGAAUGUACUUCCGUGUGGGUUGGAGACACCUCAAGAACCGGAGAAGAUGAGUUGGGUAUCAUCUACGUUUAGCUACGCCCCUAAUCACAACUUCCAUGGAAAGGAUAUUGUCCUAGUCUUGAGUGAGGAUAAAUCAGGCGCGGUGUCUCAACUACUGACGAUAGAGAUUGCAGUCUUGAUAAAUCCUUGCAUCAAUGGGGGAGUUUGCGGAGGACCUGCUGAUGAUCCAGACUGCACUUCCCCAGAUCGCAGUUCUAGUUUUGAUUCUUAUUUCUGCAUCUGUGAAUCGGGAUGGGUUGGUGACUUCUGUGAAAUUGACUAUGACGAAUGCACAUCUGCACCAUGUGAAUUCCCAUUUGUCUGCUACGAUCUCUUCAAUGGAUUUGAAUGUGCAUGCCCACUAUUCGACCCAAUGUGUGCGGAGAAUGACUCGAGAGUCAAGAUUGUGAUUGGCGUUACCUGCACUGUGUUUGGAUUGUUUCUGGUUGCUCUGGUUAUUUUCGUCUUGUACAAGAAGCGCUAUGUUAAAACAUACGACAUGAAUCCCUACACAGAUAAUGCAGAGCAAGUUGCACGGAUACGGGCGGAAUGUUACACAUUCCGAAAACUUGAUUCUGCUGAUGAUUUCCAAGAAAGGCCAUCGUCUGUUCCUUCGGCCGUUUUAACAAGCACCACCCAGUCAGAAACAGAACAAGAUACACUCUUGGUUGCUGAGGAAGUCCCCGUAAAUGAUAUUUCAAUUUCCGAAGAACCUCACGCCAUGUCCACUGCAGGACUUUCGUCAGAGAGCCCCAUCGAAGCUGGGAAAGGGGUUGAGACCACGGUUCCAAAAGGUGACAUGAGUCCUGGAGAUCGAGCCAUUGUCCAGACGAACAGUGAGAUGAAUAAUGCUCCAGUAAGCUCUGCAAGACUGAAAGAAAUUCUUGAGGUCAAUGACACGGCGGAGUGGUCCAGGUUCUCGACAGAUGGUCCAAGUUCAUCAGACGAGGAGACGGCUCAGACUCCGAUUCAGCUUUCUGGAUAUCUGGUCAGCACUCAACACGAUGAGCUGACUCCUGAAAUCCUUGAAGAAACGAAGCUGUAGAAUGGUUCAUCUUAAGAUAACUCAUGGUCAUAGGUCAACGUCAGGAUAUUGUUCACACAUAUUAAAUCAUUGAAGUAAAACACAACAAGAUAUUUGUUAUAGUGUGAGCCUUAAAUAAAAACAGUAAACAAAAAUAGCAACAAUUGGGUCCAAUUUGGAGUGCCUUUGGGAUGAGUACGUUCAGAUGCAUAAACAAAAUAAAUUGAUUAUCACAAUAAAUUUAAACAAAUUUGUAACAAACGUUAUUUUGGUGUUAAAAUUUUGACAUUUUAAACUUAAUACCACGAAAAAGAUGGAUUGCUAGUUUCCUAUCAAUAUUUUUUGUAAAAUAAAACAAGCUUUGUAUUUUAAUAAUUG